Molecule: messenger RNA, 2000 nt
Organism: Theobroma umbraticum
Lineage: Eukaryota; Viridiplantae; Streptophyta; Magnoliopsida; Malvales; Malvaceae
Product: xylan O-acetyltransferase 1-like
Cellular component (GO): Golgi apparatus
Molecular function (GO): O-acetyltransferase activity
Source: RefSeq, a predicted model, not a curated record
AAACUGAGAAAGACAACUCUCCCUCCACCAGAAAGCCUAACCAGUUUCUUGAAGAAAAACCCUUCUCACCAAACCUGAAUUAAACAAACAUAAUCAACCAAAUACAUAUUGUAAUAAGUCUCUCUCUCUCUCUCUAUCUAUCUUUCUCUCCAACAUACUGUAUUUGUUCAUCAGUUCUUUCCCUCUAUAUUUUCCAUCCCUCUUCCCUUCUUUCUGCUCAAAGCAUUCUUCAGUUCUCAUGCAGCCAGGUCGUCGUAAAACUCUCUUCACCGAAACAGGAGUCAUGAAGCACCGCAAGAACAAUAACCUUUCCAUAUUCGUUGUAGUGUUCUCCAUAUUUUUGUUUGGGGUGUUCAUGUAUAAUGAGGACGUGAAGUCCAUAGCGGAGUUCCCAUUUUCAAGGCCUAAAGGUAGUGAUAUCCAAGAGGAGCGAUCCAAACAAGGCAACCCAGUUCAAGAAGGUAUCAAGAACGAGAAGGAAAGCGCGGUGUCAUUGAAUUCAAGAACUUCAGUAGAAGAAGAAGAAGAAGACACCAAAAGAAAGAUUCCUGAUGAAAAAACAAAGGAACCUGAUGACUUGAAAUCCAUGGUGGUGAAAGAUGAUGAGCAAAGGCUUACAGUUGAAGAAGAUAAAGGAGAUGAGGAGAAGAUAGAGGAGAAACUAGAAGAACAGAAGACAGAGCUACCAGUCAUUGAAGAAGAUGAUGAGGAUGUCGAAUUGCCUCCGGAAGACUGUGAUCUCUUCACAGGACAGUGGGUUUUUGACAAUGAAACACAUCCUUUGUACAAAGAAGAUGAGUGCGAGUUUCUUACGGCACAAGUUACUUGCAUGAGGAACGGAAGAAAGGAUUCUUUGUAUCAGAAUUGGAGAUGGCAGCCUAGAGAUUGUAAUUUACCCAAGUACAAACCAAGAUUGUUGCUUGAGAAGCUGAGGAAUAAGAGGCUUAUGUUUGUUGGAGACUCAUUGAACAGAAAUCAAUGGGAAUCCAUGGUUUGUCUGGUUCAAUCUGUUGCCCCUCCUGGAAGGAAGAGCUUGAACAAGUCAGGGUCCCUCUCUGUGUUCAGAAUUGAGGACUACAAUGCCACAGUGGAGUUCUAUUGGGCCCCUUUUCUGGUGCAAUCAAAUUCAGACGACCCCAACAUGCACAGCAUCUUGAAUCGUAUAAUCAUGCCUGAAUCAAUCAAGAAACAUGGCAAGAACUGGAAGGGUGUGGACUAUUUGGUCUUCAACACAUACAUCUGGUGGAUGAACACUUUCACCAUGAAAGUCUUACGAGGGUCGUUUGAUAAAGGGGACACUGAAUAUGAUGAGAUCGAACGGCCAGUAGCAUACAACAGGGUCUUGACCACAUGGUCUAAAUGGGUUGAUAAGAAUGUGAAUCCAAAUCGAACCACUGUCUUCUUCAGCAGCACGUCUCCUCUUCAUAUCAAGAGCUUGGACUGGAACAACCCGGAUGGGAUCAAGUGUGCCCUGGAGACUACCCCAAUUCUGAACCAGUCCAUGUACCUAAACGUGGGCACUGACCGCAGGCUGUAUGUAGUUGCCAGCAACAUCACUCAAAACAUGAAAGUUCCUGUCCAUUUCAUUGACAUCACAAGCCUUUCCGAGUACAGAAAAGAUGCACACACCGCAGUCUACACCAUCCGCCAAGGCAAAAUGCUGACCCCGGAGCAGCAGGCGGACCCGGCCACAUAUGCUGAUUGUAUCCAUUGGUGCCUUCCAGGGUUACCCGACACGUGGAACGAGUUCAUCUACGCACGUAUCAUCUCUCACUCGUGACACAUGGCACAUACAUAAAUUCACAUUAUCCAUUUACUUAAUUUUUUUUCUUUUUUUUUCCUUUUUUGGUAUGGCUCCAUUGCCUCAGUCAUGGUUUUCCUUGUAAGCAUCUGUAAGUUUUACUUCCAACAUUUGAUCGGAUGUUAGCUUCAUAUAGGGUGGAAAAGUAUAGGGGAUGGACCAUCAAAAAAUUUUUGGUUUUUUCCUGUUGUUGAUUUAA